AUGCCAAACGAAAAGUCAAAGAAACAGCAAAGGAAUGCACAGUAUAAGCCAAAAAAUGCAAAAGAUUUAAGCGUUAAGAAAUGGGUUUUUCGCGAACCAAAGAAGUACGCACUUACAUCGUCACAUAAACCUAGCUCAACGAGUAACAAUUCUCGAGAAGCAACACAAAUCGUUAGGUCACACUCGAAUAAUACAACAUCAACAAUCGAAUAUAAUCACACUGUUAUCACCGCUUCAACAACCAUCGAUGAUACACAUCUUACCACGAUCUAUACUAAUAAUGAUAAGGAUUCAACCAUUGAUGAUACACAUCUUUCCACGAUCAAUACUAAAAAAACAUGGAGCAAUUGGGCUAGCACUGUGAUCAAUAAUCCACAGUAUAUCUUUUUACCAAAUACACUUGAAGAACUCAAAGAUGUUGUACAAAAUGCGCAAAUCAAUGGGAAAAAGAUUCAAUGUGCUGUUCAGGGACAUUCAUGA
Messenger RNA from Ambispora gerdemannii, 480 nucleotides. Lineage: Eukaryota; Fungi; Glomeromycota; Glomeromycetes; Archaeosporales; Ambisporaceae. The record is from the annotation of a GenBank genome assembly.